Molecule: messenger RNA, 5864 nt
Organism: Acanthaster planci (crown-of-thorns starfish)
Lineage: Eukaryota; Metazoa; Echinodermata; Asteroidea; Valvatida; Acanthasteridae
Gene: upf1
Product: UPF1 RNA helicase and ATPase
Biological process (GO): nuclear-transcribed mRNA catabolic process, nonsense-mediated decay
Cellular component (GO): cytoplasm
Molecular function (GO): RNA helicase activity; RNA binding; zinc ion binding
Source: RefSeq, a predicted model, not a curated record
AUUCGCGAUGUCGCGCGCUUGCAUGCCGUGCAUGUUCUAAUGGAACUUCCAGUUCCAGGUUAACAAGUUUGUAGAAUAAUUGUGUGUAGUUUGUCUCUUGUCGAAGAGAUCGGUCACCCACUGUGGUGUACUUCUUUAAUUGAGUGCUGGAGGAGAGAGUCAAAGUGAAGAAUGAGUGUAGAUGCGUACGGGCCGAGCUCUCAGAGUUUAACUUUCCUGGACACGGAAGACGGCGAGUUAUUAGGCGCUGACACACAGGGCACGGACUUCGAGUACAAUGUGGGGGACUUCACCUUGCCAUCCCAAACUCAGACACAGAGCCAAGCAUCACAGCUGGAUGUGGUCUCACAAAGCCAGAGUCAGGCCGGCCUGUCUUUGGAUACCAAACCAGCCCAGCAGAAUGGUUUUGUCGAAGAUGGCGUAGCCUCCACCGUGCAGACUCUAAAGGAAUUGACAUUUGAGGAGGACGAGGAGGAGACGUACUACACCAAGGAUCUCCCUGACCAUGCCUGCAGGUAUUGUGGAAUUCACGACCCAGCCGCUGUGGUGUUGUGCAACACCACCAAGAAGUGGUUCUGCAAUGGGCGGGGAAACACCUCUGGAAGUCACAUUGUCAACCACCUGGUGCGUGCCAAGUGCAAGGAGGUGACCCUCCAUCGGGACAGCCCCGUGGGAGAGACGGCCCUGGAGUGCUACAACUGCGGCUGCCGCAAUGUGUUCCUGCUGGGUUUCAUUCCGGCCAAGGUGGACUCGGUGGUCGUGCUGCUGUGCCGUCAGCCCUGCGCCACCCAGAGCAACUUGAAGGACAUGAAUUGGGAUCCGUCCCAGUGGCAGCCCCUGAUCCAGGACCGCUGCUUCCUAGGCUGGUUGGUCAAGGUGCCCUCGGAGCAGGAGCAGCUGCGGGCCAGGCAGAUCUCGGCCGCCCAGAUCAACCGGCUGGAGGAGCUGUGGAAGAACAACUCAGAGGCCACGUUGGAGGACCUGGAGAAGCCUGGUGCCGACGAAGAGCCGGCGUCAGUUAUGCUGCGUUAUGAGGAUGCCUACACCUAUCAGAACAUCUUUGGCCCCCUGGUUAAGAUGGAGGCCGAUUAUGACCGUCGGACCAAGGAGAAUCAGAACCAGAGCAACAUCUCUGUGCGUUGGGAUAUCGGACUGAAUCGCAAGACAAGGGCAUUCUUCAAUUUUCCCAAGAAAGAAGAUCUGAAGCUGAUGCAGGGAGAUGAGCUGAGGGUACGUUACCUUGGCGACUUGCAAGAACCUUGGUCAGGAGUUGGACAUGUAGUCAAGAUACCGGACAAUUAUGGAGACGAGAUCUGCAUCGAGUUGAAGAGUAAUGCCAAGGUCCCAGUCAACUGCAUCACCAACUUUGUGGUUGACUUUGUCUGGAAAUCCACGUCUUUUGACAGGAUGCAGAGUGCCCUGAAGACCCUCGCCGUGGACGAGACAGCCGUGUCCAGCUACCUCUACCACAAGCUGUUGGGCCACGAGGUGGAGAACAUGGUCAUCAAGAGCAGCCUGCCCAAGCGCUUCUCGGCACCCAACCUGCCUGAGCUGAACCACUCGCAGGUGUCGGCCGUCCGCACGGUGCUGACCCGCCCUCUCAGCCUCAUCCAGGGCCCACCUGGUACUGGAAAGACAGUGACUUCAGCAAGCAUCGUGUACCAUCUUGCAAAGCAAGGGCUGGGACAAGUCUUGGUGUGUGCCCCCAGCAACAUCGCCGUAGACCAGCUGACGGAGAAGAUUCACAAGACGGGGCUGAAGGUGGUCAGGCUUAGUGCCAAGAGCCGAGAGGCCAUCGAUUCCCCUGUCUCAUUCCUCACCCUCCACAAACAGGUGCGCAACAUGGAAGGAAGUGAGGAGCAGACAAAACUGCAGGCCCUGAAGGAUGAGAUUGGAGAGUUGUCCAGUGCCGACGAGAAACGCUACCGCACACUCAAGAGGAACUCUGAGAGGGAAUUGUUACAGAACGCUGACGUGAUUUGCUGCACGUGCGUCGGUGCAGGUGAUCCGCGCCUAGCUCGCUUCCGUUUCAGGGCAGUGCUGAUUGACGAGAGCACUCAGGCCACCGAACCAGAGUGUCUCAUACCUGUUGUCCUCGGAUGCAAACAGGUGAUCCUUGUCGGUGACCAUUGCCAGCUGGGUCCUGUGGUCAUGUGCAAGAAGGCAGCCAAUGCCGGCCUGUCGCAGUCGCUGUUUGAGCGGCUGGUGGUUCUGGGCAUCCGACCAAUCAGGCUGCAGGUCCAAUACCGCAUGCACCCAUCCCUGAGCGCAUUCCCGUCAAAUAUCUUCUAUGAAGGAUCGCUUCAGAACGGAGUGUCAGCAGCGGACCGUAUCGCCAAGGCUGUUGAGUUUCCCUGGCCCCAACCUGAUAAGCCCAUGUUCUUCUAUGCUACCUCUGGGCAAGAGGAAAUAUCGAGCUCAGGAACCUCCUUUCUCAACAGGACGGAGGCGUCCAACGUGGAGAAGAUCACCACCUCCUUCCUCCGUGCCGGCGUCAAACCCGAGCAGAUCGGCAUCAUCACCCCGUAUGAGGGCCAGCGGGCCUUCAUUGUCCAGUACAUGCAGUACAGUGGCCCGCUCAAUGUCAAGCUUUACCAGGAGGUGGAGAUCGCCAGCGUGGACGCCUUCCAAGGGCGAGAGAAGGACUACGUCAUCCUGUCCUGCGUCCGGGCCAAUGACCACCAAGGCAUUGGGUUCCUGAAUGAUCCACGCCGUCUGAAUGUGGCUCUGACCCGUUGCAGGUUCGGUGUAAUCAUCGUGGGCAAUCCCAAGGUCCUAUCCCGUCACCCUCUGUGGAACCACCUCCUGACCUACUACAAGGAGCAGAAGGUGCUGGUGGAGGGGCCACUGAACAACCUCAAGGAGAGCCUGAUCCAAUUCAGCAAGCCCAGGAAGCUGGUCAACACUGCCAACCCGGGCGGUCGCUUCAUGACAACGGCCAUGUUCAGUGCCAAGGAGGCCAUGAUACCAGGCAGCAUAUACGACCGAUCAGGGAUGAUGAACGGGGAUUCCAGUCGCUACGUCCCUGGACCGGGUCGCAUCCACGACCAGAUGGGUUACAUCCAGCAGGGCUCCGCCCAGUUUGGGGGAGCCAACCUUCCCAUGCCGGUCAACAUGUUCAUGCCCCCACCCCCACAGCCUGGCGCUCACUUCUUCAACCAGGGGAUGAGGGGUGGCGGCCCAUCUCCCAUGGGGGGCCAGCAGGUGCCCCAGCAGAGGGGCAAAGGGGCACCACCCUACUCCAAGAGGAGGGGGAAGACGCCGGGCCAGCAGCAACAAGGGGUGCAUGGGAGGGGUCCCCAGCCAGGAGUGGGUGGAGCCACUCAGGGUGGGGCCAGUCAGAAUAUGUCGCAGUACAACCUGUCUAUGCAGAGCCAGGAAGGCACCAUGGCGUUUUCCCAGGGACCACUCACCCAGGGUAUGUCCAUGAGUCAGCCGGGCCUGUCUCAAGCUGGCUUCUCUCAGCCCGGCCUGUCUCAGCCGGGCCUGUCCCAGCCCGAGCUCUCGCAGGACAGCUACUUGGGGGAGGAGUUCAAAUCCCAGAUGGACGCAGCCCUCUCCCAAGACUCCACCUAUCAGGGGGAUCGCAACUACCAGCACGGCUUUGGCUACUAGUGGGGGCGCUGUUGCUGCGACACGCUAAUAUGUGCUCGAAGCAAGCGAGGGAGUUGAGACUUCCUCCCCCGAAAGUCUGCUGAAAGGCGAAAAAAAAACAAAGAUGAAGACGAAGAAGAAGACGACACAACAACGCUAAAAGAAACCAAAACAGCAACCACCACCGAAGAUCAACAGCGAAGAUGCAGAAAGAAGGUUCUCCAAGAACAACCACAAAGACAUCAAAAAAAAAAAAGGGAAACGGGGAAAAGAGAGGAACCAGAGGGACAGGGACAAGGAAACGUCACUGCUAGUACGAUCAAGCAGAUUAGGUUGAUGUUUCAACUGUCGGGGCAUCCUUUGCAGGUUCCCUCAUGGGCCGUGGUUAGGGUUUGGAAGACGAUGCAGUAAAAUUCGUUUGAAUUGGCACAUUCAAAAUCGGACAGCUUCAGGAAAAUGGGCCAUGCUGAGUUUUGGUAACCCGGCUCUCAUUGGUUUUCAUCAAACGUUUGAGAAAAACAAAAUGUCCUCAGAUGUCCUUGUUGUACCAGUGGGGCAUUUUUUGCUUGUCGUUCAGACAUGGGGAGUUAGCUUAUUGCCCCAUUUACUUGUUAGGACGUUCAAACUGGAAAAAAAAAAACCCUAGUUCACACAAUGGUCAUGCAGAACGUAGGCAUCUGCAGUGAAAACACACAAGGCCAGGGCAACUCAGAAGAGUAAGUACAUUUAAGGACUUGUGGUCAACCAGCAGUUGUUCGGGAUGCACUUUACAGCUGUGGGUAUGAACAGAUACAAGGUAGCUGUCCUCAAACUUUGGUCAAAUGUUACUCCCACAGUCGUCCAGGGUCAACGAAAUUCUCCAAGCUGGUACCAGGGAUCAACUUGUCACAGUUGGUCGACUAUUGAAAUAUGCACUCCUGGGAUUCUUCAGGGUAGUAACUUGUCAGAACUUGACCAAAAUUUAAGGAAUGGAAUCACAGCAAAUGGUUCAAGUUGACAAUUGGAUAGGCCUUGCCAAGUACUGUACAGAGUACUUGAAAACCUUACAGUUCAAAUAAUUGAAUUGGGGUAGAAAUCCCAGAGUCUGGUACCAUAGGAAAACAAGCUUCUCAGAGUGGUAAAAAUACUUCAGAUUCGGAAUAGGUGAUAUCAAAGUGCAGACUUUUCUCUUGGAAAUCUUCAACCGAGAUCAAAGGCCAGGUACUCUUAAAAUCUGGCUUUGCCAGUUGUCUUCUGGAAGGUUGUGCGGUCAUCUGCUCUGUGCAAAUAAUGCUUUACGUUGAAUGGAGGCCUCAGCUCAUGCAUGUGAGCACUGUGUGCGGGCUUUGCAACAAGCGCAAGUCAGAACUUACUUAUUGGGACCACCAUGAAUGUUGACCUUGGCGUAAAGUACUUCUCUUCAAAACAACAUCCUUGAUUUUAAACUGGCAAAGUGCCACCCAGAGGGGACGGUCACAGAGCAGAUAGGCCAGUGAAGCAAGUGGAGAGAAUUAUUAGUUUGUUUUUUUUUUUUCAAACCAAUAGCGUUCAGUAGUUGUGUUGAACAGUGCAUUGAAUAUGUUAUACCUACCUAAUCACACAAGCUUAAUAUAUAUGUACAUGUAUUUUCACUUAUGACCUUGGUAACUGAAGAAAAAAUGAGUUCAUUUUUUUUCCUCUUGAUAUCAAAAUUUUAUGGUCAAGACCUUUUUCGUCAGGCACACGUGUUAUUCUUUAAGAUACUGGGUUAUGUUACGAAUUUAAUAGUUAAUUAAAAGGCGACUCGAGUAAUUCUCAUCUUUCAAGAACUAAAACCCAGGAUUGGGUAGAAUAUAGCGCUCUCUUUGGCAAAUAUGUUCCGUGUCAAGAAUUAUAAUUGCAAAUUUACUUUUUGACAGUUGAUGUUGACAUAUUAACCGGGGUUAAUAGAUGCUAAUUCUCUCACCCAUUCGUCGGGUCAACCACCCUUUUGAUUUCUGGUGUACCCAUGCUUGCCUCAAUUUCUUUAUGUCACAUUUGGCAUCACGCCCGUAAAGAGUGUUUUGGCUGAUUAACUCAAUUCUAGGUACUGUAGGUCAUUGUAAAAAGUGUUGUUUCAGUUUUGAGUGACAAUUGCUGGAAACUGGACGAGCCAGCUCAGCACAGUGCAGUUGGCUUACAGCAGUGGUCGUACUUUCACAGAUACAAGAGAGAUAGGAAUUGAUGUCGGUGGCAAAUAUUCCAAACUGAGAAGUUGCAGAAGUGACGUCUGCAUUUCUAAGGAUUUUUGCCAGUUUUUGUUUCAUGGCAUG